AUGCGGGGGUUAUGAUUAAGACACCAACCGUCCAGAAGGCAGACUCUUGUGCUCCGUGCUGAUAAAGAUAUUGAUUCAACAGCGUAAAUGGUGAUGGCACUGGGUGUAAUACUGGUCAUUGUGGCAGAACUUUUACAAGUGGUACAUACGGAAGGCCUUGCUAAACCCAAUAUCAGCUGUAUUAUCUACAACCAGGAGUACACUAAGUGUAUGUGGAGUGAAGAUGAGGUGCCUCAAAUCAACUACACGUUCUUCAGCAAAUAUAUGAGACUUUUGCCGUAUUCUGAGUGUUCACAAUACAUCCAGAAGGAGGGACACAACACCGGCUGUAUACUGGAAUAUAACGAAAACCUGAAGUUCAACAAAUUCCGAGUAAAUCUGUCCUCUUCAGAAACCUUUGUCCAGUGGGAAGAAACAUUGGAACUGAAACAAAAAGUGCUAAUGAAUCCUCCUGUGAAUAUCAGCGUGACUACCGGCAGUGACAAUGACAUCAAUCUUACCUGGAACAUCCCUGUAACAUUAAAAAAAGGAUGUUUGCUAUCACAAGUGAAAUAUAAAAACAACAAGGACGUGCAAUGGCAGUUUUCUCCUGAAAUAAUGAAACAAACUCAGUUUAACUUGCCAUUUGCUGAUGAAUCUCUCCUGUAUGAGUUUUACGUGAAGAUUACAGUGAAUACCAAUUGUGGAGGUUCUAACUACUGGAGUGACUGGAGUAAGCCAGUCUACUGGGGCAGCAACAAAUCAGAAUCACUCCAUCCCACAGAGGUUACUUCAUUUUUCCAUGGAUAUGUUUUCAGAGCCAUAAUUUGUCCAGUCAUGGGCUCUGCAAUCCUUUUGUUCCUUGUGUGUAUGCUUGCACAGAAUGAACGAUUAAGAAUCAUUCUGGUACCAGUCAUUCCGAAUCCAGGAAAGAACUUUGAGGACCUGUUUGGUCCAUACAAUGGCAAUUUUCAGGAGUGGAUGCACAUUUCCAAGGACGUUGUGGAGGGUUUUAAACCCAACUAUACAGAGCCAGUAUGGCCAGUGAUGGAAAGGAUGGAGAGUUCUCAUGAAAUGUCUCCUGAGAAUAGAAGAACAUGCAAUGAGUCCCAAGGGUCUGACUGCGUACUCCUGAUAGACAAUGAUGAAGAUGAUAGUAUGUCGACUUCAAGCAGUUCAACAAGCUCCACUCUGCCUGCUCCUCCUUAUGAUGAUCCUCUUUUUGGGGAUAAAGAGUCAAUGUAACUAGACACCUACCUUAAUGCUCAAUGUCAGCCUACAGCCUAGUAGCUAGUCAUAUAAAUGUAAGUAGUACUGUGAUAAGUGUGAAAAAAAUCUGUUAAAAUCCAUAUAAAGUGCUUUAUUAGUGCAAAAACAAAAUGAACGUUUAAGGCAAGUUUCCGAGAUAAAGAGUGUAAUAAGCUUUUCUGCUCUGUGAUUAGCUAAGAAUUGUGAAGGUAAUUUGCCUUUGUCAUUUAAAUGUUAAAAAAUGUGUCAUUUUUAAAACAUUAUUUUGUAAGAGAAUUUAUGUACUAAUAUAACCAAUGCUAAAUGUAAUGUGAAAAACAGCAAGUGGUGAGACUUCUGUGGUUAUUUGUUUAUUCAUCUAUUACUAACUUACUUAAGAAAAUUACAUUUUUCAGCAUCGACAAUUGAAAUGCAGACUCCAAAGUGUUUCAUGCGAGAGUCCACAUAAGUGUUCACUCAUUUAGUCUCACACUGGGUCAGCGUCAAGUCUUUGUGUGACUAAUGGCACGUCUUUGGACUAUGGGAGGAAAUCUACAUGAAUACAAAGACAAUAUGUCAAUGAAAGCUGUGUAAUGCUAACAAUCUGACUAUCCAACCAUCCAAGUAUCCAUUCUUUUUUUCCACUACAGCGUUAACAAGGAGACAGAGUUUAGGCUGGUAGCAUCAGCAGAGACCAGCUCUGGACAGGACAUUUGGUAGGCAUACUCGCUCACUCAUAAUUUUGGGAUAUAGGGAAGAAACCAAAGUAACUGGAGAAAAAGUGUUUAAACUUGGGGAGAACAUUUAAAAUUUACACAGACAGUGAAAAAGCUAGGAAGUGGACCCAGGUCCUUUGAACUCAGAGGUGGCAACAUUAAAUAUUCUGCCACUGUGCCACCCGAUCUACUUAUAAUAAAGUAUGGUGCUCAUUCCUGUACACCCGAAUAACAAAAAAAAAACAUCUUUGAAGAUGUAUGGAUAGAGGAUACAUG
This is a messenger RNA of Polypterus senegalus (gray bichir), 2198 nucleotides long. RefSeq names its product cytokine receptor common subunit gamma-like. The coding region runs from base 88 to 1224 and encodes 378 amino acids. The record is from RefSeq and is a predicted model, not a curated record. The transcript has 8 exons. NCBI's taxonomy places the organism in Eukaryota, Metazoa, Chordata, Cladistia, Polypteriformes, Polypteridae. Gene Ontology annotation, cellular component: external side of plasma membrane. Gene Ontology annotation, biological process: cytokine-mediated signaling pathway. Gene Ontology annotation, molecular function: cytokine receptor activity; protein binding.